GAACCAGGCUGGGCGCUCGUCGCGGAGGGGGUGGGGGCGCAGGGAGCGGGAGCCGCCACCGCCGCCAGAGCUAACCGCGGGGACCGAGAUGCAGGUGGGACCGGAACCGGAACCCCCCUCUUCAAGUGCCUCUUCCCUCUCCGCGACCCGGUCCCGGCGCCCGAGAGGAUCCCUGGGGUGGGAGUGGGCGUGGAGGGCCGGGGGCUGGAGGGGCACUCGUCCGGGAGAGUGCAGCGGACUGGGCUAUUCCCGCGGCGGUUGCGGCCCCGGGGAAUGGGCGGCUGGGGGAUGUCCAGGGAGUAGGGUCAGGUCGGAGUGGAUGGACCACCGGGCCCGGAGGGUCCGAGCCGGGAGCGGAGCCAGCACCCUCCACCACCCGCCCUUCGGGAAAUAUCAGAACUGACCCAAGAGGCAGGUGCACCGGGAAAAUGUGUCUGAGUCCUGCUUGGCAGAAGAGAAACUGAGUCACCAGCUCAGGAGCCGCAGGAUCAGCGGGCCUGAAGGGGGCUGGGUCUGUCUGCGGUGCAGAGGGUUGGGUGGGCCUGUGUGAGUCGAGGUGGCCGCUGGCUGGAGAUUGGUCUCUGCUGUGUCUGCACCUCUUGGCUGUGUUCCCCCGUGCUCCAUGACUCCUGCAUCUCCUGGCUGCUUCUCGUUAGUUUGGAGUUGUCCCUGCGGUUGGAGCCAUCUGAGUGUGUAGGGCCGAGGCCAAGGAGGAAGGGGAGGCGUCGCCGACUUACUGCCUGGCUCUGGGUUUGAACAGGAGUCUGAGGUCGCGGAGGGUUUGGGGAGACUUUACUGAGCUCCCCUGGCCCCAGUCCUGGGGCUGUCACCUUUCAGUAUUGCGUCGGGAGAGGAGCGCUAACAAAAGAGCCACGGGUUGUAAAUUCCACACCCAGCUCUGCCACUUUCUAGUUCUAAGACCUUGAGAGGGCUCCUCCUUUCUCUAAUUUUAAUUUCUCUUUUAGAAAAUUGGAACUAUAAUAUUCUCCCCUAUGAAGAUGGUAACAAUGGCAGUCGUUUAGCGGGUGCUUACUUUUCGUUCAGCGCUGACAUAUCCCAUUCCAUGUAGUUCUCUCAACACUUUGAGGUGGGAGGGAUCAUUAGCUCUGUUUAACAUAAAAAAAACAGAGGCUCAGAGAGGACGUGGAAUUUGUUCAGGAUCACAUUGCUCAUAAGAUGGCUGGGCUGGGCGCUUAUAGGGUGGUUUCAGCACUGGUCUGACUCCAGAGCCCAUGGCCUUAACCAGUAGGCUAGCCUGCCUUUAGGGCAUACACCCCAGUGGGAGGAGAGGAAGGUGAAAACUCUUAGGGCCCCAGCUCUCCCUGUAAUGUUUUGUUUAUGUGAGGCCAGCAAAGACUUGACCUGACCCACCCAGUUUCUCCUGUGGGGCCCCUGCGGCCUCUGGCCCCAGAGGAGAUAUCAAAGAAGGGAUACCAGAGAAGUGGGCUCUUACCAUUUCAAGUCUCCUUCACACAGUGCUUGGUUGCUGGACUCUGGGGUCAGCUUUCAAGACAACUGUUUGGUCCAUCAUGCAUCCAUUCUCCUUAAUGAAUCUCCACCUCCAACGAGCUGGAUCCUAAGAUCCGUGAGGCAGGCUCUCUAAGGUCUAGAGUCCCAGCUCCCCUCUGUCCCCCUGCGAGCUGGGGCGGUGAGGUGCUAUGGCUGAGGCUGGCCCAGCUGGUCCCUGGGGACAAGGACUAUGGAGUGGGGAAAAAGGUAGAUUUGGAGUUCUGAGAGUUUUCUGAGCUUCGGUUUCCUCAUCUGUUCUAGAGGUCAUUGAAACCUCUCACAGGGAAAGGUAAGAUAACCACGUGGGAACCUCUAGAAUGGCUCAUGGGAAGUAUGACGUCAAUAUUGGAGGAUCUGACUUAGAGAAGGGGGGUGAUCUGGAAAAGAUCUCUUUUUUGGGGGGAAGGUGCUCCAUAGCCCUCUACCACUGGAUCCAAAGCUAAGGAAAGUGGGGGUGAACAUGGCAGGCUAGCUAGACACUGGUGCUAGUUGCCUGGGGCCUUCGGGGUGCCAGGAUCUAGGAGAGGAAAGGAAGGUGUUGGGGUUCCUUCCCCGUUGCUCUCUGCGGAGUCUGAAGCAGGGUUGGACCUCUCUGGCUGGGGGUAGGACGCAGCCCCCAAUGCGCCCUCAGCAGUGACCCUCGUGUGUGCCUCUCUCUUCCUUUCGCAGCUGCUGCCGCCCACCCGUCUUCUGGCCGCCUCCCUCUUUGCGCCCCACAGGCUCCCCCUCUCCACCUCCUGGGGCCCAUCAUGAAUGGUGCCCCUUCCCCAGAGGACGGGGCCUCCCCCUCGUCUCCCCCGCUGCCCCCACCCCCGCCCCCUAGUUGGCGGGAGUUCUGUGAGUCCCAUGCCCGGGCUGCUGCCCUGGACUUUGCCCGCCGUUUUCGCCUCUACCUGGCCUCCCACCCCCAAUAUGCGGGGCCCGGGGCUGAGGCUGCCUUCUCCCGCCGUUUUGCCGAGCUCUUCCUGCAGCACUUUGAAGCGGAGGUGGCCCGGGCCUCUGGCUCCCUGUCACCACCCAUCCUGGCUCCCCUGAGCCCUGGUGCGGAGAUAUCACCACAUGACCUGUCCCUUGAGAGCUGCAGGGUGGGUGGGCCCCUGGCUGUGCUGGGCCCUUCUCGAUCAUCUGAGGACCUGGCCGGCCCCCUCCCUUCCUCAGUCUCUUCCUCCUCUACGACCUCGAAGCCGAAGCUCAAGAAGCGCUUCUCCCUGCGCUCAGUGGGUCGCUCUGUCCGAGGCUCAGUCCGUGGCAUCCUGCAGUGGCGGGGGACCGUUGACCCUCCCACCCCGGCUGGGCCCCUGGAUGCCUCAUCAGGCCCCCCAGUCUUAGGUGGAAACAGCAACUCCAACUCCUCUGGCGGGGCUGGGACCAUUGGUAGGGGACUGGUCAGUGAUGGAACAUCUCCUGGGGAAAGAUGGACUCACCGUUUUGAGAGGCUGAGACUCAGUCGGGGAGGGGGCGCCUUGAAGGAUGGAGCAGGGAUGGUGCAGAGGGAAGAGCUGCUGAGUUUCAUGGGGGCUGAAGAGGCAGCCCCUGACCUAGCCGGAGUGGGCCGGGGAGGAGGGGCGGCUGGUCCUUCUUCAGGGGGAGGAGGGCAGCCUCAGUGGCAAAAGUGUCGCCUGCUGCUUCGAAGUGAAGGAGAAGGAGGAGGAGGAAGUCGCCUGGAGUUCUUUGUACCACCCAAGGCCUCUCGGCCUCGACUCAGCAUCCCCUGCUCUUCUAUCACGGAUGUCCGGACAACCACAGCCCUGGAGAUGCCUGACCGGGAGAACACGUUUGUGGUUAAGGUGGAAGGCCCCUCCGAGUAUAUUCUGGAGACAGUGGAUGCCCAGCAUGUGAAGGCCUGGGUGUCUGACAUCCAAGAAUGCCUGAGCCCAGGACCCUGCCCUGCUACCAGUCCCCGCCCCAUGACCCUCCCUCUGGCCCCUGGGACCUCAUUCCUUACAAGGGAGAACACAGACAGCCUGGAGCUGUCCUGCCUGAAUCACUCGGAGAGUCUUCCCAGCCAGGACCUGCUGCUGGGACCCAGUGAGAGCAAUGACCGCCUGUCGCAGGAGUUGCCCCCCCGCAUCCCCAUUGAAGAGGGACCCCCAGCAGGGACAGUUCAUCCCCUUUCAGCCCCCUACCCUCCCUUGGACACUCCGGAAACAGUGACAGGGUCCUUCCUGUUCCAGGGGGAGCCAGAGGGCGGUGAGGGGGACCAGCCCCUCUCAGGGUAUCCUUGGUUCCACGGGAUGCUGUCCCGGCUCAAGGCUGCGCAGCUGGUGCUGACUGGUGGCACUGGCUCCCACGGUGUCUUCCUGGUGCGCCAGAGUGAGACAAGACGAGGUGAAUAUGUCCUCACCUUCAACUUCCAGGGCAAGGCCAAGCACCUGCGUUUGUCGCUGAACGAGGAGGGUCAGUGCCGGGUCCAGCACCUGUGGUUCCAGACCAUUUUCGAUAUGCUCGAGCACUUCCGGGUGCACCCCAUCCCUCUGGAGUCUGGAGGCUCCAGUGAUGUUGUCCUUGUCAGCUAUGUCCCAUUCUCCCAGCGACAGCAGGGCCGGAAGCAGGCCGGGAGCCAUGCGGGGGUGUGCGAGGGAGAUGGAUGCCACCCCGAUGCCUCCUGCACCCUCAUGCCCUUCGGAGCGAGUGACUGUGUAACCGAACACCUCCCAUGACCCACCCCAGCCCCCUGAACCCCCUUCAUGGACAGAUCCCCCACAGCCUGGGGCAGAAGAGGCGUCGAGGGCGCCAGAAGUGGCGGCAGCAGCAGCCGCAGCAGCCAAAGAGAGGCAAGAGAAAGAGAAAGCGGGCGGUGGAGGGGUCCCGGAAGAGCUGGUCCCCGUGGUUGAGCUGGUCCCCGUGGUUGAAUUGGAAGAGGCCAUAGCCCCAGGCUUGGAGGCCCAGAGCGGUGCCGGGUCUGGUGCAGACUCGGGGGUGCCCCCGAUGGUACAACUGCAGCAGUCACCAUUAGGGGGUGAUGGAGAGGAAGGGGGCCACCCCAGGGCCAUUAACAACCAGUACUCCUUUGUGUGAGAUGACCCCACCCAAUCUGCCCUUUUGCCCCCCCAGCCCUGCUCAUGAGAUUGGGCUUUGUAGGGACAGAAGAGGCUGAAACCCCUCCCCCAUGCUUCCUGACCCUUGUCUGCCAAGGGCAUCUUCAAUGGUACAAGCAGAGAUUUGGGAGCCUGUUUGCUCCCGUCAUACACUACAGGUCCCCUCCCCAGGGCAGGGGAUUUGGGCUCCAUGGCCUCCCUGAGGGGCUCUUCUGGUCAGCCCCACCCUGGGGGCCAUUUCCCCAUUAACCACCCCCAGCCCGAGGCAGGGUAAGGGGGAAGGGCUGUCAGUUAUAUUAAGGUGGUUGUUGUUGUUGUUUUAAACAAAAUGGAGAAGCAUAAAUAAAAAGGUUUAUCUGGGUUCUAUCAUGA
Molecule: messenger RNA, 4919 nt
Organism: Callithrix jacchus (white-tufted-ear marmoset)
Lineage: Eukaryota; Metazoa; Chordata; Mammalia; Primates; Cebidae
Source: RefSeq, a predicted model, not a curated record